GGACGAAGGGAGAAUAGAAGUGGGCCAAUAGAAAUGCCGAAUUUCCGUUUUCCGGCUAAUCCCCACCCCUUAACCUAACUCGGCCGAGGAAGAAGGGAAAAGGCGACUAGGGGGCGGGGCAAGGCGAGGAAGCGGAAGCCGUGGCGGCGGAGCUGGGGCGCGCGCCUGUUUGGGCUACACGUGUGCGAGUUGCUAUAAUGGAAGUCAAAGGGAAAAAAAAAAUCACAGGAAAAGGUACAAAGCCAUCACAAGAAAAAAACAGACUUCAUAAAAACAGUGGUUCUGAUCCUUCAAAGACAUUCUCAAAAAAAAUUGGUAAGGAAGGUGGACCUAAAAUCACAUCUAAGAACUUUGAGAAAACUGCCACAAAACCUGGGAAAAAAGGUGUGAAGCAGUUCAAGAAUAAGCAGCAAGGGGAUAAAAUACCAAAGAACAAAUUCCAGCAGGCAGAUAAAUUCAACAGGAAGAGAAAAUUCCAGCCAGACAGUAAAAAUGAUGACACAGCAGCCAAGAAACCCAAAUGGGAUGAGUUCAAAAAAAAGAAAAAAGAACUGAAGCAGAGCAGGCAACUCAGUGAUAAAACCAACUACGACGUUGUUGUUCGGGCAAAGCAGAUCUGGGAGAUCUUAAGAAGAAAAGAUUGUGACAAAGACAAAAGAGUGAAGUUGAUGAGUGAUUUGCAGAAGUUGAUUCAAGGGAAAAUUAAAACUAUUGCGUUUGCACAUGAUUCAACUCGUGUGAUCCAGUGUUACAUUCAGUAUGGCAACGAAGAGCAGAGGAAACAGGCUUUUGAAGAAUUGCGAGGUGAUUUGGUUGAAUUAAGUAAAGCUAAAUAUUCCAGAAAUAUUGUUAAGAAGUUUCUCAUGUAUGGGAGUAAAGCACAGAUUGCAGAGAUCAUGAGAAGCUUUAAAGGUCACGUGAGGAAGAUGCUGCGGCAUGCAGAAGCGUCCGCCAUCGUGGAGUACGCCUACAAUGAUAAAGCCAUCUUGGAGCAGAGGAACAUGCUGACAGAAGAGCUCUAUGGGAACACAUUUCAGCUUUACAAGUCAGCAGAUCACCCAACUCUCGACAAAGUAUUAGAGGUACAGCCAGAAAAACUAGAGCUUAUCAUGGAUGAAAUGAAACAGAUUCUAACUCCAAUGGCCCAAAAAGAAGCUGUGAUUAAGCACUCACUGGUACAUAAAGUAUUCUUGGACUUUUUUACCUAUGCACCCCCAAAGCUGAGAUCAGAAGUGAUUGAAGCCAUCCGAGAAGCAGUGGUGUACCUGGCGCACACACACGAUGGCGCCAGAGUGGCCAUGCACUGCCUGUGGCACGGCACGCCCAAGGACAGGAAAGUGAUUGUGAAAACAAUGAAGACUUAUGUUGAAAAGGUGGCUAAUGGCCAAUACUCCCACUUGGUUUUAUUGGCGGCAUUUGACUGUAUUGAUGAUACUAAGCUUGUGAAGCAGAUAAUCAUAUCAGAAAUUAUUAAUUCCUUGCCUAACAUAGUAAAUGACAAAUAUGGAAGGAAGGUCCUGUUGUAUUUACUAAGCCCCAGAGAUCCUGCACACACGGUAAGAGAGAUCAUUGAAGUUCUGCAGAAAGGAGACGGUAACGCACACAGUAAGAAAGAUACAGAGAUCCGCCAGCGAGAGCUCUUAGAAUCCAUUUCUCCAGCUUUGCUAAGCUACCUGCAAGGACACGCCCAAGAGGUGGUGCUGGAUAAGUCUGCGUGUGUGCUUGUGGCUGACAUCCUGGGAGCUGCCAUUGGAGAUGUUCAGCCCGCCAUGAAUGCCGUCGCCAGUUUGGCAGCAGCAGAGCUGCAUCCUGGUGGCAAGGAUGGAGAGCUUCACGUUGCGGAACAUCCUGCAGGACAUCUAGUUCUGAAGUGGUUAAUAGAGCAAGAUAAAAAGAUGAAAGAAAGUGGACGAGAAGGUUGUUUUGCAAAAACACUCGUAGAGCUUGUUGGUAUGAAGAACCUGAAGUCCUGGGCUAGUGUCAAUCGAGGAGCCAUUAUUCUUUCUAGCCUUCUCCAGAGCUCUGAUCAAGAUGUUGCAAAUAAAGUCAAAGCUGGAUUGAAAAGCCUUAUUCCCACAUUGGAAAAAAACAAAAACACCAGCAAAGGAAUAGAAAUGCUACUUGAAAAAUUGACUGCCUAGGUAGAAACAGUUAAGAACAAGUUGGAGUCAUUUUUCCUCUUCUGUUUUCCCAGUACAGAAAAGAAGGGCUAGGGUCCAUCUUAGUGGUAAUUUGGGUGCUCUGUAUAUGUGUUUCUUCUUCGUAUAAGAAUCUAUUUAUAAAUUGAUUUCUAAAAAUGGCCUUUUUAAGAAAAAAAUCUCAGCCUUCUCUUUUAUCAUAUUGAAUAGUAAGCAAAUCAGAAUGUAAAAGGUUUAACAGUCAUACACAGUGGGACCAACCAAAUUUAUAUAAAGUAGUUGCGUGCGUUGAUUCAGGGGAGAAGACAUCUUCAGUGAACAGUAGUCUGAGAGGGCUUCAUGGAGGAGGAGGAACCUGAGAGUUUCCUGCUUCAGAGGAAGGCAGGAUGUGGUAAAGAAGAGCCACAGGGAGUCCUUGGUGGGAGCAGUGAGGUGGCAGUCAGUGGUUUUGAACUGAACUUCAGGAAGGCUUGAGGCUUGUUGGGUACAGGGAUGGAGAUACUCUACAUCCAGGACAGCUGCAUUCCUAGCUGCCUUAUGGAUUGGGUGCCAUGUUAGAUUUUGUUUGAAACAAGCCACUCCAGGAAGUUAAGAUUUGUAGGAGGAAAUGUGCUGGAUGAAUUAGGGGAUCAUAGUGGGUAGCAAUGUUAAGGUCAUUGUCACAGGGGAAAUCUUCCUGUGUUUGAAACUGGGCCUUCCAAGUAAAUAGCUCCUUGUAGUGAAACUUUCUCUCUUGGGACUUUCCCUAAAGUAGUUGAGGCCUACAGGGUUUGAGUUAGAAAGAUAUGCAAAUUUGUUAAUAGUGCAGAAGUUGGAAUUUAAGUACAAGUAGGAUGUUUGAAUUUUAAAUGUACACUUGGCUUCCAAGCAACAAAGCUUGGAAGGAUUGGUAGACCUUGGAAGAAUUCAUAGCCGGCCUCAUGUAGCCCUGCCUAUGAAUACCUGACUGCUUUCGAAACCGAGCCUUGGGGCUUUCUCUAAGUAGCCUGCUGUAACAGGACACCCACUCAGGUCUGUCACUGCAGUUACACCUCAGGAGAAUGGCUGUGCCUUUCCUACCAGACUGCUGGGUCCCAGGACUACUCCCAACGUAUGAGCUGCCAGCACGUUACCUGCUGCCCUCUCCUGCAGGUGCAUUGAACCCUGCAGGAGUAAAAGAGCCGAUGCCUGUAAUUCUCUUUUGGCGUGGAUUCUCCCUCUACCCUCCCUCCGCCCCUGCCACCAACGACCCAGCCAGGUCUAAGGGUAGAGGUGGGACCCUUGGGGGAACUGGGGGUGGUGUGGGAGACAAUGGGGAAGAGCUUGCUUUUGUUUGACUGAUAUAUUGUGUGUUUGUUUUCCGUAUAAAGGGCCCAUUUGGAAAGAGAGGGGGACAGAAAUUCUGCUAUUUGUUCCAUCUGUAAGACUAAAAAAAUACCAUCCGUGAUUUUGAAAGUUAGAAUAUUAUGAAGCAUAUAACAAAAGAAGAAAUCCUUCUUCUGCCCCACUCCUCCACACCCCUGCCUUGUCCUCCCCAGAAGCAACGACUUUCAGUUCUUUUUAGCUCUGCUAAGUUUUUAAAUAUAUGAUUUUUGUGGGUUAAAAAAAAAAAAUCUAUCCGUUUUAGGCAUUUUCUUUUAACUUCCUGUUAUGGAAAAAUACAGAUUGAGACUCUUCACCACCACUGUCUCCCUAUUUCUUUUCUUUCCAUUUUCCCAGUAGAAUUGCAUCAUCUUUGAUAAAUUGGUGUUCAGUUUAUAUGAUUAUGUUGACGUCAGUUGUUAAAUACUGAGGAAGUAAUGAGCUGUCAUGACAUUUCCUAUACCAUUUUUUUUCCUGGAAUUAAUAAAUUGCCUCAUUUUUAUUUGCUUACUUUCCUACAUUCCUAUAGUUAAUUUUUCUCAAACUGUCCAUCAGAAUUGCAUACACUCUUCUUCAGUAGGCAUUUUCCUCUUUUUUCAGCCUGGCAAGGCUCGCAUGUUAUUGUGGGGUCGACCCGUUUCCUGAUGGCUCCAGUAUGUCCCAUCUAGUGUGCCUCCAGUGGGUCAUAGAUGUGCUGAAAUUUUAACAGCUUCAACCCUUACUCCACCAGGCCUUACAAACAUUUCCCUUGUGUGGUUCAUGCAAAAGAAUACUGGUAUGAACUAAUCCCAGGGGCCCUUUCCUUAAGUCAGUGAUGGAUUUAGGAAGGAGCCUGGCCAAUGGACCUCAGAAGAGAGGUAUAUUCCUGGGAGAGGUUCCUUUAGUCUCACACCCACAAGGAGCAGAGUCCCUUUCCUGCUGGCUGACUUUAGUAUAUGCAGAAAGCAUACUGAGGAUGGCUGAGCAAAAGGUUGAAAGAAUCUGAAACUUUGAUGUUGAACUGCUGAAUAAAUCAACUCCUGGAGCUGCCCUACCCCUGAACUUCCUGUUAUGUGAGAGAAUUAACUUUCAUUUAUCAUUUAGGCCAUUUUGAGCUGAAUCUUUAGAAACUUGCAGCCAAAAAUUGUGCUAACCUGUCAGUGAAUACUGACUUCCACACUAUCCAGUACAUCAGGUCAACUAGUAGACACCUCUGCUGGAGCCACCUGGCUUUGUGAGUGUCCUAAGAACCCACAGCACAGCCAUCCUCAUCCCUUCCCUUCAUGUCUCCUAUGGAAAGCCCAUUCCAGGAUCCCAUGCAUUUCAUUUUCUUGCUUAACAUCCUGUUUUGAAUGGGGCACAAUCUCUAGUAGCAUCCUGAGAAAGAAUGCAUAUGAGGUAAAAUUUUAAAGUCUGAAUGUCUAUUCUACCCUUUCACACCUGGACACCUAGUUUAGCUGGAUAUAGAAUUCUAGUUUGAAAUUAAUUUUGCCUUGGAAUUUUGAAGACAUUGAUCAAUAUUUUCUUUGGCUUGCAGAGUUACUGUGGAAGUCUAAUGCCAUUCUUACUCUCAGUCUUUUAUAUGUGGCCUUUUCUGGGGGGUUGUGAGGGGUUUCUCUGAAAGGUUUCAGGACUUUUUUUUAUCCCCAGCCUCCUUGUAUUUCAGGAUCAUGUGCAUUGCUAUGUGUCAUGUGUGUCUGCUCUUUAUUCUUCGUGCUGGGUACUUGAGGAUUUUAGUCGGAGACAUGAAGCCAUUCCAUUUGGGGGCUGUAUCUGUAUUGUCUCCCCAAUCCACUCCUCCUCC
Messenger RNA from Kogia breviceps (pygmy sperm whale), 5262 nucleotides. It is a transcript of the gene PUM3, whose product is annotated as pumilio RNA binding family member 3. Gene Ontology annotation, cellular component: nucleolus. Lineage: Eukaryota; Metazoa; Chordata; Mammalia; Artiodactyla; Physeteridae. Gene Ontology annotation, biological process: regulation of translation. The record is from RefSeq and is a predicted model, not a curated record. Gene Ontology annotation, molecular function: mRNA binding.